CCAAUGGCCAUGACACACAGUUCACAAUCAACAGUGAACUGGAGUGAAUGUGUUGACUUGUCGCUAAAAUGUCACAAACACCGCGAGUUUGGCGAAAAUUCACAGUGAAAAGUAAAGAUGGUGAAUUAAAAUUACGUAUUCAGGACAUGCCGAGUGAUCGUUUGGACGAUCUUAACGAUAUCUUUUUGAAAUAUUUCGUUACGGAAGAGACAUCCCACAAAGCAGCAGGUAUACAUAAAAGUGAAGAAGCUCUGGCGGAAUCAAGAGAAUUAUUCGUCACAGAAAUGUCUACUGACAUUGCUAAAAGUCCACACAACUUAAUAAUAAUUAUAUGUUGUUUAGAUGAAGAUCCUGAAGUUGUUGGAGAAAUUAUUGGAGCGUCUAUAACAACAGUCGCAAAGAAAGAUGACCCUGAAGAAGAUAUGAAUUUCACGGAUAAAAAGACAAAAACUAAGGAGGUGGCAGCUAUGUUUGCAAUAAUAGAUAUACUUUUUUCAAAAUACGACGUGAUGAAGGAUCUGAAUCUCGACAGUUUCCUUGAUGACAGAGGAGUGGUAAUAAAUCCAAAAUAUAGAGGUCUUGGAAUUGCUCAAAUGUUCUUCAAUGUCAGGCGCCAGAUAUGCCAUAACCUUGGAAUACCUCUCACUGGAGCCUGGAUGACGUCAGCAGGCUCUCAGAAGGCAGCGGCCCGUGAUGGAUGGGAAACAGUCUUCGAGAUUCCAUACGAAGAAUUCGGGAAAGAAGCUGGAGUCGUGUUUGAAGAUGUACCACCUUCCUGUAAAUUUAUGACCGCCAAGCCAUUAUCGAUCUAGUCGUAUUUAAGCUCACUUUACUAGAGCUUUUAUUCUGUACUAGUGGAUUAUUAUUAACCCUGUACUCUCAGGGUAGCAUUGUGGCUACUUCUGCGAAAAUUAAAACCUUUCCAAAGAAA
Ostrinia nubilalis (European corn borer) is the source of this 931-nucleotide messenger RNA. RefSeq lists its product as uncharacterized. Gene Ontology annotation, molecular function: N-acetyltransferase activity. NCBI's taxonomy places the organism in Eukaryota, Metazoa, Arthropoda, Insecta, Lepidoptera, Crambidae. The transcript has 4 exons. Bases 69 to 812 code for a protein of 247 amino acids. The record is from RefSeq and is a predicted model, not a curated record.